UAGCUUGCAUAACGCCAGGCGGCAAGCUGCAUGCUGGCGGAGGCGGCUGAGCCCCGGGUGCCCAGCGCCGCCCUCCGGGCUCGGGGCGUGGCUGCCGCCCCUUUAUCUGCGACUCCAACGCUGGGACACAGCAGACAGCUCUCAGCUCUGCUCUGGUUACAGGUUCCAGGCAUGGCGAUGGCAGUAGCCCAGAAGUUCAGCCACCUGUUGUCUAGCCUGUGGCACACGGGCCAGAAGCCUCUGCAGCCGGAGCCCGUGUUCACAGUGGACCGGGCCGAGGUGCCGCCGAUCUUCUGGAAGCCGUACAUCUACGCUGGCUACCGGCCGCUGCACCGGUCGUGGUGUUUCUACUUCCGCACGCUGUUCCAGCAGCACAACGAGGCUGUGAACGUGUGGACCCACCUGCUGGCGGCCUUGGCUCUGCUGUUGCGGCUGAUGGUCUUGGUGGGGAGUGUGGACUUCUGGGACGACCCUCACGCCCGGCCCCUCUUCAUCAUCGUCCUGGCCUCCUUCACCUAUCUCUCCUUCAGCUCCCUGGCUCAUCUCCUGCAGGCCAAGUCGGAGUUCUGGCAUUACAGCUUCUUCUUCUUGGACUAUGUGGGUGUGGCCGUGUACCAGUUUGGCAGUGCCCUGGCGCACUUCUACUAUGCCAUCGAGCCUGCCUGGCAUGCCCAGGUGCAGGCCAUUUUCCUACCCACCGCUGCUUUCUUGGCCUGGCUUUCCUGUGCCGGCUCCUGCUACAACAAAUACAGCCAGAAGCCAGGCCUGUUGGGCCGCACUUUCCAGGAGGCACCCUCGGCGCUGGCCUAUGCACUGGACAUCAGCCCCGUGGUGCACCGCAUCAUAGUGUCCCCUCUCCCUGCCGAGGAUGACCCCGCUCUCCUUUAUCACAAGUGUCAGGUGUUUUUUUUCCUUCUGGCCGCUGCGUUUUUCUCCACCGUUAUGCCCGAGAGUUGGUUCCCCGGCAGCUGCCACACCUUUGGGCAGGGACACCAAGUUUUCCAUGUCUUUUUGGUGCUGUGCACUCUGGCCCAGCUAGAGGCUGUGACGCUAGACUAUCAUGCCCGGAGGCCCAUCUACGAGCCUUUGCAUGCCCGGUGGCCCAACAACUUCUCUGGCCUUUUCCUGCUUACCGCGGCUGGCAGCAUCCUUACGGCUCUGCUCCUCAGCCAGCUGGUGCGGCGCAAACUCCAUCAGAAGACUAAAUGAAAGCGGGUGGGUGGGAGCUGGCAGGGUGAGAGAAGGUGCUAGGGACAAAAGCCUGGAUUUGGCUCCAGAUGGGAACAAAGCCUGGUAAAGUUGUCUUAUAUCUG
Acomys russatus (golden spiny mouse) is the source of this 1313-nucleotide messenger RNA. RefSeq names its product progestin and adipoQ receptor family member 7 (gene Paqr7). The record is from RefSeq and is a predicted model, not a curated record. The transcript is spliced from 2 exons. Gene Ontology annotation, molecular function: steroid binding; nuclear steroid receptor activity. Gene Ontology annotation, cellular component: plasma membrane. The coding region runs from base 31 to 1209 and encodes 392 amino acids. NCBI's taxonomy places the organism in Eukaryota, Metazoa, Chordata, Mammalia, Rodentia, Muridae. Gene Ontology annotation, biological process: response to steroid hormone.